This is a messenger RNA of Malaya genurostris, 2488 nucleotides long. RefSeq names its product TBC1 domain family member 17 (gene Tbc1d15-17). The record is from RefSeq and is a predicted model, not a curated record. Gene Ontology annotation, biological process: activation of GTPase activity. The transcript is spliced from 3 exons. Bases 352 to 2277 code for a protein of 641 amino acids. NCBI's taxonomy places the organism in Eukaryota, Metazoa, Arthropoda, Insecta, Diptera, Culicidae. Gene Ontology annotation, molecular function: GTPase activator activity.
UUUGUCAAAGCUUUGUUGAUUACGAAUUUCAUUGUGCAUUUUGCAACUGCGUGCAAGUGAAAAACUUUCCAAUUUUAAGUGUUUGGGUCAUCAUAUCGCACACAAUGGUUAAACUAGCUGUGAAACUUCACUAACUUACGUUAAUAUUGCAAAGGUAUUACUGUAGGGUUCACGAAUCGUGUAAAGCAAACAUAUUCGUCAUCCAUGUAAACCUAGCCCCUGUGACAGAACCAAAGUAAAUAGCAAACGAGGGAGGGGAUUACUGUUUUACCUUUUUGUGAAAGGUGUCAUCAGAGGAAUCAUCAAAACAAAGAAAUUUGAUUUCGUUCUCAAGUACUAAAAUCCACUAAAAUGGAAACCGAAAAUAUCGAGGAAAUAUUCAUGCAGCAUGGCGUCACACUGAAAAAGGCUAGCGCCACUUAUCUAUCGGCAUUUAAUACCGAGGGAGUGUUAUCGUUUAAUCGGUUUUUAAAGGGUGACCUGCAUUUCUUUGAAUGGAAACAGACUGAGCCAUGCGAAGUUUUGGAUACCGAAUGCCAAGACAGUGGUUGGUCUCUGGUAGAUACGAUUGAAUCUACUUCGUCAAUUCCAAUCCAACCAACAGAUGAGGAAUCCAGUAAUGCUAAUGAUGUAAAUUGGACCUCUGAAAAUGAGAAGAAAAACAACUCAAAAAUUUCCAUCCAAGUUCUUUUUCGCGACUUGAAAGCAGUCGAGUUUGGCAAGAACGAGCUUCGAUUUUAUAACCAAGAUUUAUCUAUACACAGUCUGUAUCUGUUUCAUCACGGAUCUCCGCACUCAUUCGUGGACUUUCUCGAACGGAAACGAUUCAUCAGAAAAAGUGCUCGCCGAAAGCAGUUCUUCCACUGUCUGCCAGAGGCAGAAACCGACAAACUUCAGAGAUCCUUCUCGGAACUAAACAUCGAAGAUAUCAGAAAUCGUCCACGUGCUAAUCCGUACAUCGAUUUUGUGUCCAGACUGGCCAGUGUUCAACAAAUUUUACCUUUGGGUAGGCAACCGGAGUCAGACUUCAGAAUACGAAAUAGUCCCCAGAGUGAAACGGAAACCGGUGAUGACAGUAAUGAAAACGAAACAGUCCACUGUGUUGAAAGCUCGAAUAAAACUAGUAGAAAGUUGGUACCGAGACCUCCGGCUCAACGUGGUUCACCAUUGGAUGCCUCGAUGUGGGCAGAGUUUCGUUCUGCCAACGGGUCCAUCAUCGAUCCAGAUGAAGUGAAAAAUAUUAUUUUUCGGGGGGGUAUUACUGACGAUAUCCGUGCUGAGGUGUGGAAAUAUCUACUUGGUUUGGAUAUUUGGGAACAUUCUACCGAUCAACGGGAUGAACGAAGAGGAGCUAAAACCCAGGAAUACUUUCAGAUGAAACUACAGUGGCUGACUAUCACUUCUGUCCAAGAGCAAAACUUCACCGGUUAUCGGGAACGAAAGUGUCAGAUCGAAAAGGAUGUCAAACGAACCGACCGAACAUACGACUUUUUCGCUGGAGACGACAAUCCCAAUCUUGCAAAACUGUCGGAUAUUUUGAUGACCUACGUUAUGUACAAUUUCGAUCUUGGUUACGUGCAGGGGAUGAGCGAUUUAUUGGCACCAAUUUUAAGUUUGGUGCAUAACGAAGCAGAGAGUUUCUGGUGCUUUGUUGGCUUUAUGCAGAAAGUAUUCAGCAACUUUGAUAUCGACCAAAAGGGUAUGAAACAACAGCUGGAACAUUUGCGUACGCUACUGGCCUUUGUGAACGAGGACUUGUUUAACUAUCUAAAAGAAAAUCAGUCGGAAAAUAUGUAUUUCUGCUUCCGUUGGCUGUUGGUAUGGUUCAAACGAGAGUUUUCCAACAAAGAUAUAAUGCAGCUAUGGGAAGUGCUUUGGUCCGGCCAGCCUUGCCCGAAUUUCCAUCUAUUCGUUUGCGUGGCUAUACUCGACCAGGAAAUGGACGUCUUCAUCAGUCAACAGUACACUUUCACAGAAAUCCUCAAGCAUGUGAACGAGCUGUCGGGUAAUCUGAACUUGUUAGCAGUUCUUGAGCAGGCAGAAAGCAUUUACCUUCAGGUGAAAAAGACGCUGGAUACAUCCAAAGAGCCCCAUGUGGAACUAAAGAAGCUAAUUGGCGAGGAAGUUAGUCCGAACGGAGCCGGUAGUACGGCAAGUGACGAAUACGAGGAUGGUUGCAUGCCAAUGGUUAAGGAAAAGUCUAGCGACGACGAGGAAGUGUUGCAACGAAAAGUAGACGAAGCUUGCGAUCUAUCAAUGAGCUAUGCGUUCUUCUAACGUGACCGACAGAAGUGACGAGACGAAGCAGAAAUAAUACUGCUAAGCUACUGCUUUUAGUUUGUAGGUUACAGUUGAAAAAUAACUUGAGUGCUUAUGAAGCCGGUUUAUUUCGAACAUUUCAGGAAAUUGGUGACGAUCGUUGUUUUUGUAAAAAUCUGUAAUUUUGUAUAUUCUGUACAGUGGUGUUUAUAAAAGUUAUUUUCAACAA